Brugia malayi is the source of this 420-nucleotide messenger RNA. RefSeq lists its product as uncharacterized. The record is from RefSeq and is a predicted model, not a curated record. NCBI's taxonomy places the organism in Eukaryota, Metazoa, Nematoda, Chromadorea, Rhabditida, Onchocercidae. Bases 1 to 420 code for a protein of 139 amino acids. The transcript has 4 exons.
AUGAGAAAAAAUUCUGAGAAAAUGGUGCAGGUGGGAUGCGAAGAAGGAGAGAAGUGCACUUCCAGGAUAUCAUCUGUGCUGCAAUUCCCGCAUGCACAUCAGUCCUACAAGUGCAUAUGUGGCUUGAUACACGUUAAACCUGCAACAAGAACAAUUGGCGCAGUUACAGUGUUUCUCAUUUCCAUGAAUUUCUUCUGGGUCAUUUUGACUUAUUCUGAUACAAAAGAUGUCUCAGUAGGCUCAGCUGUACUUUACAGCACUUAUGUGCUAGCAGUUAUUGUGUCAACAUUUGCAUUAUUCCUUGGAGUGAGCAGAAAACGAUCAACCAAAAGAGUUAUUAAUAUGCUUUCUGGCUGUUCAUAUUUUACUGUCUCUAUGGUCAACUCGUAUAGUGUGCACGUGCUAUCGAUAUUUCGAUGA